UAGCAGUCAGCGUUCUCUCCCAGUACUGCCUCAAGACGCAGUUGUGUAGAGAGUUUCGACCUUGCAGCGGCAACCCUGUCAAGAUGGGCGACCCCUUCCAGCUCCUGAACGUGGCGACACGAAACAUCUACUGCGGUUGUCUACCGGCAUGCCCUUCCGCUCCUCUCACUUGCUCCUCCUCUCGCAGACCCGCUCGACCGAGGAUGCAUGACCCCGUACAUCGACGGCUCACCAGUGAACGCAAGCAUGAAUCUCUGCGGGUGAAGGGUGGGGGGUGGGGGUUGGGUGUGCCAACAAUGAGUCUCAGGUACAAGAGAGCAUGUGACUUCCGCCUCGAGACCCUGAGAGUCAGGAGUGGGUACUACGGCAACGACACCUCUGUCUUCGCGCAGGUACAGCAGGUCAACAACCAGACUGUGGUCAACACGAGCAUGAUAGGUGUGCUCCUUCUCUAUCCCUCUCUCCCCUCCUCCCUCUUUGUCUACCUCCCUCUUCCUCUUCCUCUCUCUGCCUCUGCCUCUGCCUCUGCCUCACUCCGGUUCCUUUCGCUUCUUGCUCCUCUUGCUCCUCGCUCCUUACUAAGUCAGGUCCUCGCUCCUGCUCUGGCUGACCUGUAG
Molecule: messenger RNA, 617 nt
Organism: Guillardia theta CCMP2712
Lineage: Eukaryota; Cryptophyceae; Pyrenomonadales; Geminigeraceae
Exons: 1
Coding region: 84-617 (177 amino acids)
Source: RefSeq, a predicted model, not a curated record